UAUGACCAUAUGGCAUCGUGACUAUCCUUUAUAGUCGAAACAGCACUGAUAAUACUUCGAGUCGAGGUCAAUCCCAGAUAUCGGUUAUAAUGCACUGGACAGUUCUUCAUUGUCAAAUUCUUGCGCCCGUAAUCACACGUCAAUGAUGCAUAGAGUCCUUGGUUUUCUGGCAUGUAUGGUUGCCAUGACGUGCGCCAUGACAACCACAAAGGCACCACCUCACCAUGGUCAUCACGGGACACACCCACCUCCUAUCGGAGAGGGAUUUAUUUUCAGAUACGACCCUAAUGCGCAUCGUAUGGCAGUGGUCAACAAUCACCAGUGUUGGAUCUACCACCCAUCAGAUGACGAACAGAGACACAUCAAGGAUAUACAUGUCCUCAGGAACCUUGAGGCAAAACUUAUCCAGUUGGUUGACAACACACCACACGGAACGCCCUUGCCUCAUGGCGACCUAGCCCUGAUGAGUGUGACACUCUCGCACAUAUGUAAGAUUGACUGGCCAAUCAUUACUCUUAACUGAAUAUCGAAACUGUGUCAUCAUAACGAAAUAAACAAAUCUCUCUCAUA
Messenger RNA from Pecten maximus, 570 nucleotides. RefSeq lists its product as uncharacterized. The transcript is spliced from 4 exons. Lineage: Eukaryota; Metazoa; Mollusca; Bivalvia; Pectinida; Pectinidae. The record is from RefSeq and is a predicted model, not a curated record. The coding region runs from base 143 to 523 and encodes 126 amino acids.